Messenger RNA from Cynoglossus semilaevis (tongue sole), 2510 nucleotides. RefSeq lists its product as uncharacterized. Gene Ontology annotation, cellular component: SCF ubiquitin ligase complex. The transcript has 3 exons. NCBI's taxonomy places the organism in Eukaryota, Metazoa, Chordata, Actinopteri, Pleuronectiformes, Cynoglossidae. The coding region runs from base 1281 to 2393 and encodes 370 amino acids. Gene Ontology annotation, molecular function: protein binding. The record is from RefSeq and is a predicted model, not a curated record. Gene Ontology annotation, biological process: SCF-dependent proteasomal ubiquitin-dependent protein catabolic process; protein polyubiquitination.
CUGUACCGUCGGACAAAAAAAGACUGUUACAAAAUGAACCGGUUUGCUGGGUAACUUUCUUUAAGACUAUUUUUUUUUACUAUUGUAUAAGCUCUGUUACAAAUGACUUGGUCAUUUUUAACUUCAUUUUAAAUGUUUUCAUUAAUCCAUGGCUGAACUCUCCAUAGAUAUUAAUCUUAAUAUGACAAAGCAAUGGAUUCAAGUAUUGCACUGUGACACAGACAUUUACAACACCGGCUGACUGUCACCGGAUGGAGAUAGAUGAUCCAGUAUUUUUCCGCAGUAUCCUAUUGUCUGUUACCAGGCAACUAUUUCUGCUUCCUUACAUCGCCCUCUGCUGGUAAGAAAAAAUGACAACGACAUAAUCAGAUAUAUUCUACAAAAUCUGAUUAUUUAAGAAAUGUGAGUCAACCUGGUUUCGUACAUGAUUUUCGUGACAUAAAAUACCAUUCAAUAGUUAAAUGACAUCAAAGUGAAAAGCAAAUUGUCGGUGUAAUAGUAAAACAAGGGAUGGCGUGCUUGGAAAAGCGAAUCAUUAUAAUUUUCGAAAAGUAGGCAUAUCGUAUACAGCAAUAAAAACCUAAAAAAAACACAAAGCCAGCAACAAUAUUCAAACGGCCUACAGCUACAAAAACCUGAAAACUAUAGUUUUGCCUGCACCCUGAAGGGUGCGCUUCAUCUCAUGUUCCCUACUCUCGACCUGAACUUUAAACAAUACACUGUUUACUGAUUUUCUUGAUUUUAUUUUUGAAUUUAAUAAACUAAUUAUAUUGGUUGUAAACAAUGUUCUGUAUAAUACAAAAAUGUUAUUUUCAAAAGCGUGUCUUCAAACGCUAACUCCGCCCGCCGGCACAACGCCGGUAUUUGAACGUGCGACACACGAGCGCUGUUUGAUGACAUCAUCAUUGCGUAGCCUCAAGAAAACAACAACAGAGUUCAGCUGGUCCAGUGCUAGGUUCGACCGGCCCAUUUAGUUACCUAGCUACGGCUGGUGUCCGCGGUUUUUAUGCCUUAUUUUAAACUUAUUUGAGUUCCAUUAUAGUUUGUGACGUAAACUUUCAUCUUCAACAAAAAAUUAAAACGUAGCCACGAGUUUUAGUGGGUGAGUUUAGGAAACGGAGUCUUCUGUCGUCUGCCUGUUAGAUGCUAAGAGCUUAGCUAUUUAACCGAGUAUCUUAUCGACCAAAAGCUUUAUUUAUUUAUUUACUUUGUCUGAAAUUAAAGGUCUAGGACAUUUAUGGGAACCUUACCCAUAAUAAUCACCAUCAUUGCUCGCUGUCAUGCCUCCAAGAAAAAGGCCGCUAGUCCCUGUGAGGAGCCGUCGCAAAGUGGCAGACGACGUCUUUCCCUUCAACCUGCUGCCAGUGGAGUGUCAGCUGCAUGUCCUGUCCUUUCUGAAUGAAGUGGACAAAUGCAGCUGUGCUCUGGUCUGUCUGAGCUGGAGCUGCCUGGUGCGCUCCUGGAAACUGUGGCGAGUGGCAGACUACUCUCGCCGGGGUGUCUUUCACCUUGGCCAGGAGGGGUUGCUGGUGUCCAACCGAGAGUUUGAGCGCUGGAAGGCCUGGGUUCACCACUACACGCACCACCUUAUUUCUCGGCGAGCCAGUCUGCUGACCCUGAAGGCCAGCUUUGACCUGGGUGACCGCAGGAACAAGUGGGCAGAGCUGCUGAGCGGCCUGCUGGACAAUGUUCACUGCAGAGACCUGGGUCACCUGGACCUCAACUGGACCUUCACACUCCUGGAGCCCCUAGACUUAAGGGUCCAUUCUAGCUCUCACCAGGACAGCAUCACCAAGAUGGACCAGGUGACUAGUUUCCAGGAGCUGCUGGCCAAACUGACCCAGACUUGUCCUCGGAUUUCAAAGAUGCGUCUCCAUUUCGAUUGGUCGGACGUUUCAGUGUCGCUGCUCUUAAACUUCCAGCAGCUGCGGGUCCUGGAGCUGAAAUAUUUCUGGGUGUUCAAAGGUGUGACGCCGUCCACGCUGCAGACUGUCACUAAGUCCCUGCCAAACCUGCGCUCCCUCACACUGCACAUCCUGGUGCCACUCAGGAACCUCGGAAUCUCCUACACCCUGGAGUCGGAGUCGCUGGAAUUCCUGGAUGUGUCACCGAGCCGGGGUCUGGUCUUCAACCGACUGAAGCUGCCGGCACUCCGGGAGCUGCGGGCAAAAAAGAUCGUCCGAGGAAUCACGCUGGACCGUAGGACACGACUAAGAAUCCAGCACCGCUGGCCGUGUCUCUACAACGUGCUGAGGGAGGGGACCCCAAAGUUACAGGCCCUCAACAACGAGAGGCUGCUCCCCACCUGGAAGGCAGAGCCGUACCGCGAGCUGUCGGCCAUCUUGGAACAGUCAUGUUACUGUGUACAGCACCUGGACAGCUGGUUGUGGUAGACAUGGACAGCUUGUGGAUUUGUGUUUUGGCUUUGAGAGGUGCUGACACAUUCCAAAAUUGACCACAGGAGGCAGCAGUGAAUCAGCAGCUCAUUUGCUCAUUUGGUGACCUCAAAU